GUCCACGUUUAGGAACGAUGAGGACGAAUAAGCAUGUGAAGGAUUCAACAUAUAAGAGGUGAUGAGAUGAAGCUCCAUGAGAAGAUUUUGACCCAUUAUCUAUCGUGCACGUCUCCAGUAGAUAAAGAAGGAUAUCUCUACAAAAAGAAAGAGCGAAAUGCCAGCUACCAUCGGCGGUGGUUCGUCCUGAAAGCAAACCUGCUCUUCUACCAGGAGCGUCCGGCUGACCGGCACCUGCUGGGGGUCGUGGUGCUGGAGGGGUGCGCAGUGAGACGCUCCGAGUGUGAUGGACAGUUUGCCUUUUCCCUGGUGUUUGAAGGGCCCGGACUGAAAACGUACAGAUUUGCAGCAGUGGAUCGUCAGAGUCAUGAGAGCUGGGUGAAAGCUCUGCUGUCGGCCAGUCACUGUUACCUGUCCCUGCUGGUGAGAGACCUGAGCAGCCAGUAUGAAGAGGCUAAACAGCAGCAAUGCUCCAGUGAACCCCAUCUCCGCUCCUCUGCCCUCAAACCGUCCACGACCAGCUUCCUCUUCCCUGUGCAGGGGCAAACAGCAGCAGUGAGAGAGGGCAGAAGCUUCAGUGCCAGCAGUGUUUUACAAACACCUUCAGUACCCAACCCAAAAGUGGCAGCUAAAAAGUCCCCGAAACCUUGGUCCAGGAGAAACGCACUCGUCACGCCGCUCAAUGGGCCGGCGCCUUGCCAUGGUGAAUGGCCUUUGGUGGGUUUUGAUCCACUUGAGGACUUCAGCAAACUUCACGACUAUUACGGCCAAGAGGUGAGGAAAGCAAGAGAGGAAUGGCUGAGGAGUCGAGAGGUGGGAGAGGAUGGAGAUCUCAUCGACCUGGAGUGAAAAAGUAGAAGUGACAGUGAAGAAACUCUGAGAGGAACUGAGAUGUUUAUCAAAGACGAACCGAAAUCUCCAACUUCGAGUCGGAGUCUCUAAAGACACCUGUAGAUCUGCUCAGUAUUACGUUUCCCUUCAAUUUCAGAUUCAUUCUGGUUUGUCUGAGCAAAGAUGAAGCCUCAGAGUCCAUGGGAACAAACAGAAACAGUGUGAAGAUAAGUUUUCCUCACAGCAGUUUGACUUAUCACAGUUGGAAAAAGUUUAUUGUUGUCUGUUCUCAUCAAGUGUCAGCUUUUAACCACGACCAGGAUCUGAAAGUGAAACAUUUACAACAACAGUUGAAUACUCACAAGUG
Limanda limanda (common dab) is the source of this 1198-nucleotide messenger RNA. RefSeq names its product PH domain containing endocytic trafficking adaptor 2 (gene pheta2). The transcript is spliced from 4 exons. The coding region runs from base 67 to 849 and encodes 260 amino acids. The record is from RefSeq and is a predicted model, not a curated record. Gene Ontology annotation, cellular component: trans-Golgi network; recycling endosome; early endosome. NCBI's taxonomy places the organism in Eukaryota, Metazoa, Chordata, Actinopteri, Pleuronectiformes, Pleuronectidae. Gene Ontology annotation, biological process: retrograde transport, endosome to Golgi; endosome organization; receptor recycling.